CUGUUUCCACUCAGAGCCCAUCUUCCAUUAUUGCCAGGGCCUGGAGUCUGAGCCUCCUGAGCCUGCCUGCUUCCCUCCUUUCCCUCCCUAAAGACAGGCCCGCCUGGAGAGAAUUCCUUCGGUGAACUCUGAACCCCUUCCGUGAAGCUUGAGCCUCCCUCCUCCCUGCGGACCAGGCAUCCGAAUCUGACUCCUCCUGUACCACCCCCAAAGCGGAGCCCAGAUUUUUAAUCACGUGUUUCCUCCCGAGUCCUCCCCACAGGCUCUUGCCCACUGCUUGGAGUGUCCUGAAGGAGACUGAUUGCACAGCAGACAGACUAAUUGGAUCAGCACUGAAGGGAAAUCCCCGAGGCUCUUUGCACUGGCAGAGGAUCUCUGUACUGAUAAUGUCCACUAUUAAAAUUGAGGCCGUUGCUCCGGAGGCUAGCAGGUGUGGAGAAUCUCCAUUGUGGGAGGAAAAAUCCAACAGUCUCCUGUUUGUGGAUAUACCAGGCAAGAAGAUUUGCCGAUGGAAUUCGCUCACCAAUCAAGUGCAGGAGAUCGUCAUAGAUAGUCCGGCCACCUCAGUGGCCAUUCGACAGUGUGGUGGAUAUGUUGCAACAGUAGGGACUCGGUUUUGUAUUGUGAACUGGGAAAACCAAUUGGUAUCUGACCUGGUUUCUGUGGAUCAAGAUAAGAAAAAUAAUCGCUUCAAUGACGGGAAAGUGGAUCCAGCUGGGAGAUACUUUGCUGGUACCAUGGCUGAGGAAACUGCCCCUGCUGUACUGGAGAGACACCAAGGUUCCUUGUAUGCUCUUUUCCCUAAUGGCACUGUAAAGAAGUACUUUGAUAAUGUGGACAUCUCUAAUGGCUUGGACUGGUCCCUGGAUCACAAAAUCUUCUAUUACAUUGAUAGCUUAUCUUACUCUGUGGAUGCCUUUGACUAUGAUCUGCAGACUGGAUUGAUUGUCAACCGCAGAAGUAUAUACAAGAUGGAAAAAGAAGAACAGAUUCCAGAUGGAAUGUGCAUUGAUACUGAAGGGAAGCUCUGGGUGGCUUGUUACAAUGGGGGAAGAGUGAUCCGGAUAGAUCCGGAGACAGGAAAACGACUUCAAACAGUAAAGCUGCCUACUGAUAAAACAACUUCCUGCUGUUUUGGAGGAAAGGAUUAUUCUGAAUUAUAUGUGACCUCUGCACGGGAUGGAAUGGAUCCUGAUAAACUUUCAAGACAACCUGAGGCAGGAAAAACUUUCAAGAUAACUGGACUGGGUGUAAAAGGAAUCGCCCCAUUUGCCUUUGCUGGAUAAAUCCUGAGCCUAUAACUGGAGUAACUUUCCCAACCCUCUCCUUUUGCUGAAAUGCUUUGGAAGAACUUGGAUUCAAAUAGAUUUAGAUCAAAGGGGAAGUGUUAAAAUUGACUUUCCCCUAAAGAUUAAAUAACAGCCUUUGGCUGGUUUGAUCUUUAUUUGGAACAAGGUCUAAGGGCCACAUUGGAGUUGAUGAGUGUUUGUGGCUGGUUCGUUUGCCCUGUCAAAUGAAGAAAUCGCAGAACACCUUAUGACAUGAAUACAUUAUAUAUCUUCAUGAGCACUCAUAUGAGUCUUAAUCAUUCUGUCAAUACUCUAUAAAAUAGUCAGUAAAGAGUACUGUGAAAUUGCCAAGUAUUAUUCCUCACCCAUCAAUUGACAUCUCCCUCCACCCUGCUUCCCUUGUAAGCUCUACUUGUGUUUUGUUAUAAAAAGAUCUCUACCCAAUAAAUAUCAAUAUGCUUA
Messenger RNA from Monodelphis domestica (gray short-tailed opossum), 1751 nucleotides. RefSeq names its product regucalcin. Gene Ontology annotation, biological process: L-ascorbic acid biosynthetic process. Lineage: Eukaryota; Metazoa; Chordata; Mammalia; Didelphimorphia; Didelphidae. Gene Ontology annotation, molecular function: calcium ion binding; enzyme regulator activity; gluconolactonase activity. The record is from RefSeq and is a predicted model, not a curated record.